AUGCCAGAGAAAAUUUCCUCGUUAGUUGUCGAGUAUGACAACUUAAAGUUGUUAAGGUCGGGGGAUGCUAGAGGAAAAAAGAGCAAAUUAGCCUUAGAAUAUUAUGAAAUUUUUAAUACGCGUUUUUGGGAUACUCCAA
Messenger RNA from Funneliformis mosseae, 139 nucleotides. The record is from the annotation of a GenBank genome assembly. Lineage: Eukaryota; Fungi; Glomeromycota; Glomeromycetes; Glomerales; Glomeraceae.